UGUGGGGUGGACGUACCUCUUCUCAUUUCCUGGGGGUGGUCCCAGGCUAGAGUGGCAGCUGUAGUAACCAAUAGGCAUGGGUAUUGUUGGGCCAGGGGCCAAUGAGGAAUCCCCUGAGGGAGAAGGGGAUCAUUUGGUUGAGGAUGUAAGCACCGGAGGAACAUGGGGCUGUACCAGAGGUGGCGGCGGCUCCGGCUCCCAGGGUUACAAGCCUGCGGGCUACACACGGCGCUUGAGGCAGCUGUGCCGGCGCCGCCAGCCUGCUUGGUAGAACGGCUUGGCCUUUUUGAGGCGCUCUGGGCUGCGCAGGUGAAGAGGUUAGCAGGCUUGGCGCAGAAGGAACCCCGGACUAUUAGGGUCGCGCUCCCCGGAGGACGGAGAGUGGAGGCGGUGGCAUGGAACACAACCCCUUACCAGCUGGCCCAGCAGAUCAGGUACCAGGCCCCGUCUCUACCUGCCAGUAUCGCUCUCCCCCUCUGCGUCCGCUGCACCCGAGCGGAGAGAAAACGCUGCUUUCUCUGUUCCACGCCAUCAAGUGCAACCCUGGCAAAUACCGCAGUGGCCGCCCAAGUGAACGGGGAGCCUUAUGAUCUGGAGCGGCCCUUGGAGACAGAUUCUGACCUCAGAUUUCUGACGUUUGAUUCUGCAGAGGGGAAAGCAGUGUUCUGGCAUUCCAGCGCCCAUGUCCUGGGGGCAGCGGCUGAACAACUCCUAGGUGCUGUCCUCUGCCGAGGACCCAGCACAGAGUGUGGCUUCUACCAUGAUUUCUUCCUGGGAAAGGAACGGACUAUCCGGGGCUCAGAGCUGCCUGUUUUGGAGCGAAUUUGCCAAAAACUUGCAGCUGCUGCUCAGCCCUUCCGGAGGCUAGAGGCUUCCCGGGAUCAGCUUCGCCAGCUCUUCAAGGAUAACCCUUUUAAGCUCCGCCUGAUUGAGGAGAAAGUGACGGGUCCGACAGCAACAGUUUAUGGGUGUGGCAUGUUGGUGGAUCUUUGCCGGGGCCCCCACCUUCGGCAUACUGGACAGAUUGGAGGACUGAAGCUGCUCACGAACUCGUCAUCCUUAUGGAAGGCCUCAGGGGCCCCCGAGACGCUGCAGAGGGUGUCUGGGGUUUCCUUCCCCACAGCAGAGGAGCUGAGGGCCUGGGAAGAAUGGAGGAAGGAGGCAGAGUCACGGGACCACCGGCGCAUCGGGAAGGAACAGGAGCUCUUCUUCUUCCAUGAGCUGAGUCCCGGGAGCUGCUUCUUCCUGCCCCGGGGGACGAGGGUGCACAAUGCCCUGGUGUCUUUCAUCAGGGCCGAGUACACCCGCCGUGGUUUCUCAGAAGUAAAAACACCCAUACUGUUUUCUACGAAACUCUGGGAACUGUCGGGACACUGGGAGCAUUAUCAGGAAGACAUGUUUGCCCUGCAGUCCCCAGGCUCUGACAGGCCCACCAGCUCCCAGAGUGACCACUCUACCAGCCAUCCCACAGACACGCUCGCCCUCAAGCCCAUGAACUGCCCUGCACACUGCCUGAUGUUCGCCCACCGGCCCCGAUCCUGGCGAGAGCUGCCCCUGCGACUGGCAGACUUUGGUGCCCUUCACAGGGCCGAGGCCUCGGGCAGCCUGGGAGGACUGACCCGGCUGCGGUGCUUCCAGCAGGAUGAUGCUCACAUCUUCUGUGCACCGGACCAGCUGGAAGCAGAGAUCCGGGGCUGCCUGGGUUUCCUCCGCUCCGUCUAUGCUGUCCUGGGCUUCUCCUUCCGCCUGGCACUGUCCACCCGGCCGGCUGGCUUCCUGGGAGAGCCCUGCCUCUGGGACCAGGCUGAGCAGGUCCUUCAACAGGCCCUGGAAGGGUUUGGAGAACCCUGGGACCUCCACCCUGGAGAUGGUGCCUUCUAUGGGCCUAAGAUUGACGUGCACCUCCACGAUGCCCUGGGUCGGCCCCAUCAGUGCGGGACAAUCCAGCUUGACUUCCAGCUGCCCCUGAGAUUUGACCUCCAGUACAAAGGGCGAGCCGGGGCCCUGGAGCGUCCAGUCCUCAUUCACCGAGCAGUUCUGGGUUCUGUGGAAAGGAUGCUGGGAGUGCUGGCGGAGAGCUGUGGGGGGAGAUGGCCACUGUGGCUGUCCCCAUUCCAGGUGAUGGUCAUCCCAGUGGGGACCGAGCAGGAGGACUAUGCCAGGGAGGUACAGCAGAGCCUGCAGGCGGCGGGGCUGGUCGGAGACCUGGACGCUGACUCCAGGCAGACCCUCAGCCGGAGAGUCCGCGGGGCCCAGCUCGCCAACUACAAUUUUCAGUUUGUGGUUGGCCAGAAAGAGCAGAGCAACAGAACAGUGAAUGUUCGGACGCGAGACAAUCGUCGGCUCGGAGAACGGGACUUGACAGAGGCUGUGGGGCGGCUGCUGGAGCUGCAGAACACCAGGGUCCCAAAUGCCGAGGAAAUUUUCUGAGCGUUUGCAUAGUCAUGUGACAGACCUGCAGGAGCCACCAGCCUCUCCAAACACAGGAGGGGCCAACCUAACGGACAGUCUGGAGUCCCAGACCCUUUAGAACUUGUGUGGAGGCCUGAAUCUCUUUGGAAAGAGAUUUGUUGUGGAGGAAGCCACAGCUGCUUGCAUGUGAGGAGAGCGAAACAGCAUAAUAAACCUAAAGCUCU
Myotis myotis is the source of this 2636-nucleotide messenger RNA. It is a transcript of the gene TARS2, whose product is annotated as threonyl-tRNA synthetase 2, mitochondrial. Gene Ontology annotation, molecular function: threonine-tRNA ligase activity; ATP binding. The transcript has 18 exons. Gene Ontology annotation, biological process: threonyl-tRNA aminoacylation. The record is from RefSeq and is a predicted model, not a curated record. Gene Ontology annotation, cellular component: cytoplasm; mitochondrion. Bases 163 to 2430 code for a protein of 755 amino acids. Lineage: Eukaryota; Metazoa; Chordata; Mammalia; Chiroptera; Vespertilionidae.